AUGGCCACGGGAGUAGCGCGAUCAGCGGUGUUGCUCCCGCACCGCGUCGGGAGCUGCCCGGCGACUUCGACCUCGCUUUUGGCGACUCUCCCCGGCCUGCGCAAUGCCUCAACGACAUCAGGAAUCCUACAACAUCCCCUCCUUUCACAGAUCAGAAACUUCAGCUCCAAGCCCGUUCAACGGUUAGCUGUAGCGCGAUCGGCUACCCCUAAUUGUUUUGCGCAGCGGCGUCCGAUCCCGUUCCUUCAAAAGCCUCAAUUGCCCCGAUCGACCGCGAUCCUGCGUUAUUUCUCGAACGGGUUCCCCAGACAGCAAGACUCGAAACCUACUACGCAAGCAGGAACGGCGCGUGAGGAGGAGAGAGAAUUGAAGCAAGCCGAGCCGGCUAUCCAGGAUGGCGAACAACUUGACGAUUUUCAAAAAACCGAGAGGGCCGCCAAAGCCGCCCAGGUCAACCUCAGCGCGAAGCUGUCGAAGGAGGGCAAGUCACAAGGCGGUAAGGCCGGGUUUUCAGAGAUAUGGCGGUUGAUCAAGAUUGCACGGCCAGAGUUGCGAUGGCUUGGAGUCGCCAUGAUCUUCCUCGUCAUCUCGUCCAGUGUCACCAUGUCCAUUCCGUUCUCUAUUGGCAGAAUCCUCGACAUGGCCACCAAAGACCCCUCGGAGGAUGCGCGCCUGUUCGGCCUAACCAUGCCACAAUUCUUUACGGCCUUGGGCGUUAUCUUGACUGUCGGAGCCAUAGCCAACUUUGGGCGUGUGAUUCUCCUGCGCAUUGUCGGCGAGAGAGUCGUCGCCCGCCUGCGGUCGUCUUUGUACAGGAGAACGUAUGUUCAGGACGCCGAGUUUUUUGAUGCGAAUCGAGUCGGAGACCUCAUCUCACGCCUCAGCUCAGAUACCGUUAUUGUUGGCAAGUCCAUCACUCAAAACAUCAGCGACGGUCUGAGAGCUCUGUUUAGCGGAGGUGCCGGCUUUUGUGUCAUGGUUUGGCUCAGCCCGAAGCUGACCGGGCUGCUCUUAAUCAUGUUGCCGCCCGUUGCCGUUGGUGCUUUCUUCUACGGACGUGCAAUCAGGAAUGUGAGCAAGGGCAUCCAGAAGAACUUGGGUACAUUGACCAAGAUUGCUGAAGAGCGUCUCGGCAACGUGAAAACGAGCCAGGCAUUCGUCGGUGAGGUCCAAGAGGUCGCUCGCUACAACAACCAGGUCAAGAAGAUUUUUGCUUUGGGCAAGAAGGAGUCUACGAUUGCAGCAACAUUUUUUGCCACGACGGGCUGGGCUGGCAACAUGACCAUUCUCGCCAUGCUUGUAGUCGGCGGAAACUUUGUCCGCGACGGGGCCAUGAGUCUCGGAGACCUGACAUCUUUCAUGAUGUACACGGCUUUCGCGGGAUCCAGCUUGUUCGGUCUAUCAUCUUUCUACUCCGAGCUGAUGAAGGGAGUCGGCGCUGCCAGUCGCCUGUUCGAGCUUCAGGACAGGAAGCCCGGCAUCUCUCAAACGGUUGGACUCAAGGUCAAGUCGGCACAAGGUCCCAUCAAAUUUUCAAAUGUUUCGUUCGCGUAUCCCACGCGCCCGGCAGUCAAGAUUUUCAGUGAUCUGAACUUCGAGAUCCCUUGGGGCAGCAACGUUUGUGUUGUGGGACCGUCUGGUGGUGGUAAGUCGACUGUUGCUAGCCUAUUGUUGCGGUUCUACAACCCCACCUCCGGCUCUAUCACCAUAAAUGGUGUCGAUAUUUCAAAGAUGAACGUUAAGUCUUUACGCCGUCGCAUCGGCAUGGUCGCCCAAGAACCCGUCCUGUUCUCCGGCAGCAUUGCCGAGAACAUCUCAUACGGCAAACCCAACGCCACUCGAGCCGAAAUUGUCGCAGCAGCUCGACAGGCAAACUGCAACUUCAUCAGCGAUCUCCCCGCCGGUUUAGAUACACAGGUCGGUGCCCGAGGCUCCCAGUUGUCUGGUGGCCAAAAGCAGCGCAUCGCCAUUGCACGAGCACUGAUUAAAGACCCUGACAUCCUCAUUCUCGAUGAAGCCACCUCAGCCUUGGACGCCGAGUCUGAGACGCUCGUCAACGCUGCUCUUACAUCACUCCUUAGGGGCAAGAACACGACUAUUUCGAUUGCGCACCGACUGUCGACCAUCAAGCGUUCCGACCUAAUCAUUGUGCUCUCCAACAACGGCGGAGUCGCCGAGAUUGGGAAGUACACGGAGCUGUCGGCUGAUAAGGACAGCGCAUUCAGCAAGCUCAUGGAGUGGCAGAUGAGCGGCGGUGAGGUUCCCGACUCUCGCCCCGGCGAACGAGGUCACAUUACAGAGUCGGAAGAGAUCGAGUCGGACCUCGAGCAAGAGGAGCCGGAGGAGGAUGUAGAGAGUCAACUGCAGGAGGAGACCAAGGAACAAGCACCGCGGCGGUGA
Messenger RNA from Colletotrichum spaethianum, 2400 nucleotides. RefSeq names its product ATP-dependent permease MDL2, mitochondrial. Gene Ontology annotation, biological process: transmembrane transport. The transcript has a single exon. Gene Ontology annotation, cellular component: membrane. The coding region runs from base 1 to 2400 and encodes 799 amino acids. Gene Ontology annotation, molecular function: ABC-type oligopeptide transporter activity; ATP hydrolysis activity; ATP binding. The record is from RefSeq and is a predicted model, not a curated record. NCBI's taxonomy places the organism in Eukaryota, Fungi, Ascomycota, Sordariomycetes, Glomerellales, Glomerellaceae.